GCGCAAACCUGCGCGCGUUUUGUCCGGAGAGCUACGCUGCGUGUUACUUUCACUCUGAGCGACAGUGGCUGGGAGGACUCCUGCGAAGUAUGAGUGCGUGGGUGCGAGAAUUAUGGCUGUUAUUCCUCAGAAUAAUCUGCAACAGCAGCUAGAGCGUCACUCAGCCAAAGAAAUUCAAAAUAAAUUAAAUGUUCUGAAACCCAAGUCUCCAGGUUUCACUUUUAAAAAGAAAAUACCUUCUAGCAACAAUGUAACUCAGGCUCUUGUGUUAAGUGAUAAGGAUGUUAAUGUUACUGAGGCCUUUCCUCUCAGUAAGCCUUUCCCAAUUACCAAGAACCAGCAGACAAGUAUCAGUGCCUUCUCAGAGAGAACUUCGAAAGGACAACAAAUCCAGAAGUUUUAUUCAAACCAGAUAUUGUCAGAUUCUUCAAAUAACACCCAUGAAACUUCAUGUCGUUUACAACCUCCUACAAAAGAAAACUCUGUCAACAAGGAAUUGUGUAAAGAUUCUAAGAAAUUAGAAUUGAAUUCUUCAUUUGACUCUACCAUCCUCAUCAGUGACUGGGAUGACAUAGAUGACUUUGAUACUUCUGGCAAUUCUAAAACUUAUACUACACCCUCCAGAACUUGUUUUACAAAACUAAGUAAUGCUCAGAGAUCAAAAGGGGAUAAAAAUAACUCUUCUAAAACACGGACAUGUAAAGCAAAUGGGAAGAAGGUUGAUCCAGAGCUUUUAAAUUUUCCAUCUGGUAAAACCAGACAAGCAGAAUUGACUAAAAAAAAGUUGCCUGAAUCAGAAGAGCUAAGUAGUCCUGUGAUUUGCCUUGAUGAUGAUUCCAUUUCCGAAGAGUUUAGAAAUGAAGAUAUUCAAGAAAACCAUGCUUUGAAAACUCAGUUGGGCAAUGAAAGAGAUGACAAUGAAAAGAAGAAAUAUCCUGAUGGAAUUGAGCGACAUACAGUUGAUGAACCUUUAGGUGCUAACUCUGAGGAAUUUAACGAAGACGAUUUUGAUAUAGAUUUUAUUCCACCUUCUCCAGAAGAAGGAGUGUUUUCUUCCUCUUCUUCCUCUUUGAGGUGCCUUAGUACUCUAAAGGAGCCUUCCAUCUGUGAUGGGAAAAAAAAUUCUACUAAGCUAUCAAAUUACUUUUCAUCAGAAUCUGAGAGAACAACUAGCCCACAGCCAGUACAGGAGACCAGUACAAAAUAUGAUGGUAAACUAUUAACUUUGCAACAACAGCUUUUUCAUGUGAUGGAGGACAUCUGUUCAUUAGUUGAUACUGUUCCUACUUAUCAACUUCAAGGCUUGGAUUGCGGAAACAAACUUCUUCAGCAUCGAGAUCUCAGAAGAAAACUCUUAGCUGAUGCAAAUUCCAACAAAAAUGACACUAGUCCUCCACCCUUGAAUUGGAUAUACCAGCCUAAUUCACAGGAUCGUAUUGUAAAUGGCAAGACAGCUUUUUCCUUUCUGCAUUCAUUUCAAAAGGGUAAAUCUCCCUUCACAGGAAAUUUAGUAAAAGAGUUUAAAUCUCCGCACCUUCCUUUUAAUCCUGUCUCCACUGCUGAUUGUCAAGAAAAUUUUCUUGCUAAAACUACAAGGACGUUUCCAAAUCUGGAUGUUUCAGCAGGGAUGCGCGGCACACAAAGAACUACUCCAGAAAAGUCAGAGCUGUCAUCUGCUAAGACAAAUAUCUCUGAAAGAAUAUUAUUCAGUUCCCAGUCACCAGAACCCUUUGUUAGUAGCAAUUCCACUGAAAUAUCAAAGACAGAAGAGAAAUAUAAAAGGUCUCAUCUCCUAGGCAAUUUUCUCACAAGCACUGCUAUAAAAGAUCAGAAUAAACACAUUAAUUUGGUUAAUGACCUGAAAAGUAACAAUUUUUCUGAAACCCAAGAUAUUGAUAUUUUUGAUAUAGAUGAUUUUGAUGAUUAUGACUGGGAAAACCCAAGUUACAAUUCAGUAGAGGAAGAAUCAUCCAAAAAUAUCUAUCUGCCUAUUCGGGAAGGUCAGCCAGUUAAAUCAUUUACAGAAAAAACUCCGAUGACCAAGACAAACUGCCUCUCAGUAGUACCUGCUAACCAGAAUAGAAGCAUCUCAAUCCAGAAUUGCCCCGACAAACUGGUACAAAAUAGACAAUCUAGAAAUCCAGAACAUGAGCGUUUCAAAAGUGUUGAUUUUCCACAUUCAAAAGAAAUGAUGAAGAUUUUUCACAAAAAAUUUGGCCUGCAUCAUUUUCGUACAAAUCAGCUAGAAGCAAUCAAUGCUGUUCUGCUUGGUGAAGACUGUUUCAUCCUAAUGCCCACUGGAGGGGGUAAAAGCCUAUGUUACCAGCUACCAGCUUGUGUUUCUCCUGGAGUUACUAUUGUGAUCUCUCCACUGAGAUCACUAAUAGUAGACCAAGUGCAAAAGCUAACUUCAUUGGAUAUUCCAGCCACUUAUCUGACAGGUGAUAAGACAGAUUCUGAAGCUGCAAAUAUUUAUCUCCAAUUGUCAAAAAAAGAUCCAAUCAUAAAACUUCUGUACGUUACUCCAGAAAAGGUCUGUGCAAGUAACAGGUUGAUUUCUACUCUGGAAAAUCUAUACGAGAGAAAAUUAUUGGCACGUUUUGUCAUUGAUGAAGCACACUGUGUCAGUCAGUGGGGACAUGAUUUUCGUCAGGACUACAAAAGAUUGAAUAUGCUUCGACAGAAAUUUCCUUCUGUUUCAAUGAUGGCUCUCACAGCCACUGCUAACCCCAGGGUGCAGAAGGAUAUCCUCACACAGUUGAAGAUUCUCAACCCUCAAGUGUUUAGCAUGAGUUUUAACAGACAUAAUCUGAAGUAUAGUGUGUUGCCCAAAAAACCGAAAAAGGUGGCAUUUGAUUGCUUAGAAUGGAUCAGAAAACAUCACCCACAUGACUCAGGGAUAAUUUACUGCCUUUCCAGACGUGAAUGUGACACAAUGGCUGACACCUUACAGAAGGAUGGUCUCGCUGCCCUUGCUUAUCACGCUGGCCUCAGUGAUUCAGCUAGAGAUGAGGUGCAGCACAAGUGGAUUAAUCAAGAUGGCUGCCAGGUUAUCUGUGCAACAAUUGCUUUUGGCAUGGGGAUUGACAAACCAGAUGUGCGCUAUGUUAUUCAUUCAUCUCUCCCAAAAUCAGUAGAAGGAUAUUACCAGGAAUCUGGCAGAGCUGGAAGAGAUGGUGAAAUGUCUCACUGUCUGCUUUUCUACAGCUAUCAUGAUGUAACCAGACUUAAGAGACUUAUUCUUAUGGAGAAAGAUGGAAACAGUCAUACACGACAGACUCACUUCAAUAAUCUGUAUAGCAUGGUACAUUUCUGUGAAAAUAUAGUAGAGUGCCGAAGACUCCAGCUUUUGUCAUACUUUGGAGAAAAUGAGUUUAAUCCUAAUUUUUGUAAGGAAUACCCAGAUGUGACUUGUGAUAAUUGCUGCAAAAAGAAGGAUUACAAGACAAGGGAUGUGACAGAAGACGUGAAGAACAUCAUAAAGUUUGUUCAUGAGCAUGAUUCACUGAAUGGAGAAAGAAAUACGAAGAAUAUGGGCUCUUGUGGAAGAUUUACUAUGAACAUGCUAGUUGAUAUUUUCCUGGGGAGUAAAAGUGCUAAGAUUCAAUCAGGCAUAUUUGGGAAGGGAGCUGCUUAUUCACGACAUAAUGCCGAAAGACUUUUGAAAAAGCUGAUACUUGACAAAAUUUUGGAUGAAGAUUUGUACAUCAAUGCUAAUGACCAAGCAAUUGCCUAUGUGAUGUUAGGCGAGAAAGCCCAAGCAGUUUUGAAUGGGUAUUUAAAGGUGGACUUUCUGGAAACUGAGAAUUUCAGUGGUAUAAGAAAGCAAAAGGCUUUAGUAGCAAAGAUUUCCCAGAGAGAAGAACUAGUUAAGAAGUGCCUGGGAGAACUUACAGAGGUCUGCAAAGGUCUCGGGAAGGUUUUUGGUGUCCAUUAUUUCAACAUAUUUAAUACCGUUACUCUGAAAAAGCUUGCAGAGUCUUUAUCUUCUGAUCCUGAGGUUUUACUUCAGAUUGAUGGCGUUACAGAAGACAAACUGGAAAAAUACGGUGCUGAAGUGAUUUCAGUACUCCAGAAAUACUCUGAGUGGACAUUGCCAGCUAAUGAUGAUUCCCUAUUGCCAAGUCCUCACAAUGCCGAAAGAAAUGAAGAAGAAAUGCAAGUAUCUUCUCACUAUUUUUCAAAUAAAACUAAAAAUGAGAGGAAGAGGAGAAGGUUGCCAACCUUUCAAAAGUCCAAAAGGAAAAAAACAAGCCAUGGGAGCCAGCAAUCAAAUUCAAGGAGGUUGUCUAACACGUGCAGAAAGGCAUCUUCUAAAAGCAAAUCCUCAAAUGCAUUUGGAUCCAAUUCAGCAUCUUACAGUUCUCAAGUAACUUCAGGAACCAGUAGAAAAUUAGGGAUUAUGGCUCCACCAAAGCCUAAAAAUAGAUCAUUCCUUCAACCAUCAUAUUCAUUUUUGUAACAACCAAACAUAAAUGUGUGUAGUUCUUAUUUUUAUAUCUGUCAUCAUCUGACCUGCAUCGAUUGUAAUGGGUACUAACUGCCAAAAUACAACUUGCAAAUUUUAUUUUUAA
This is a messenger RNA of Vombatus ursinus (common wombat), 4574 nucleotides long. RefSeq names its product BLM RecQ like helicase (gene BLM). Lineage: Eukaryota; Metazoa; Chordata; Mammalia; Diprotodontia; Vombatidae. The record is from RefSeq and is a predicted model, not a curated record. The transcript is spliced from 22 exons. Gene Ontology annotation, molecular function: 3'-5' DNA helicase activity; ATP binding; DNA binding. The coding region runs from base 113 to 4462 and encodes 1449 amino acids. Gene Ontology annotation, biological process: DNA replication; telomere maintenance; double-strand break repair via homologous recombination. Gene Ontology annotation, cellular component: cytoplasm; nucleus; chromosome.